AGGCGAGAGGGUUUAUAUAGAGCCGAGACGUCUGUCUGCUUAAUAGGCUACUUCGUUCAGAACAUCUGGAAGAGGACAACACAGGUAAAAAAGAAAACGCCAAUAUGAAACUCUACCUGGCUGUUGCUACCUUGAUGCUUGUGAUGAUCGCACACUCUGAGGCUACAGAGGAACCCACAAUUGAAGAGCACUUUGCCAAUUUCCAAGCAAAACUCCAGGAGUUUGGAACAGACCUGGGCGAGAAGACCUCAAAAGUCCUGAAGGACCUGGAUAAUAGUGAAUUUGUCACCAAGACUAAGAACUGGCUUUCAGUUAACCUUGAAAAACUCAAGAACAAGUUUGAUGAAACCUUUACCCAGUAAACCCUGCAUUCCCUGCCAACAUGACGUCUGAGUCUCCAUGCCUUGUUGUGCUUGAAAGACACAAGCUUUUCUAACCUCUACAAUGUGAUCUGCUCAGUGACGAUCUGUGCAAUAUCUUGUCAUUUUCAUAAGCAAAUAACUAUUCUUUCAAUUUCUGAAAAUGUUCUAAUAAAACCUGGAAAAUAUCCAAACAAUAAAAAACUAAACCAUU
Messenger RNA from Hemibagrus wyckioides, 573 nucleotides. It is a transcript of the gene apoc1, whose product is annotated as apolipoprotein C-I. Bases 105 to 362 code for a protein of 85 amino acids. The record is from RefSeq and is a predicted model, not a curated record. NCBI's taxonomy places the organism in Eukaryota, Metazoa, Chordata, Actinopteri, Siluriformes, Bagridae. Gene Ontology annotation, molecular function: fatty acid binding; phospholipase inhibitor activity. The transcript has 4 exons. Gene Ontology annotation, cellular component: high-density lipoprotein particle; extracellular region; very-low-density lipoprotein particle. Gene Ontology annotation, biological process: triglyceride metabolic process; negative regulation of lipid catabolic process; negative regulation of lipoprotein lipase activity.